AUGCUGUCGACUUCCACUCGAAAGACCCUGCUGGGCGUCUUGUGCUGGGCUCUUAUUGCCCCCCAAGCCCUUACCGGUCAUCCGAACGUCCAUCAUCAACACCACCAGCACCACCAUCAUGGCCGUGCAUCAUCUUCUGUGACCGCUACAGCCUCGGGCACCGUGCCGAUGAGCUCGGCGGCGACAGGUGUAGAUGAUGCAAAGGAGACAGUGCGCAAGGCUCUCGAUGCACUCGCCGUCGUCAACAAACUCCGGAUGGAGAAUAUCAACUUCAACACUUACGAAUUUGGUGAACCUGGGGUCGCCAGGGGGGAUGCCCCACCGUUGGACAUCGAUACUCCCCCAACAGAGGAACAGGCGAGAAAGCGGUCGACGGAUGGCAGGGGUUUCGCCUACUCCAUCCCCAAAGAGCUGAGGGAGGCGGCGCGCAUCGUGGCCGAGUCUGCACCUCCCUCUACUCCCGAGGGAGAUCACGAAAAGAUAGCUGCGGAAAUCCGUCGCAAGUAUGCACGGGACACUAAUGACACGAAUGUCCCUCGGCAGGCACUUCUGCACCAGGAUGGCUCUAGUGGGUUGGCGGCGGCCUGGCAGGACCACCUCUUCCCCGAAACCAGCGAUCGCCGAGACGAGGUCGUCAAGAGAGCGACAGGAUCGUAUUGGAUGACCACAAUCCAACAGCGUGGCAGCAGCCCCUUCGCUCCCGAAGGAUACCAGGUGUGGCGCAACGUCAUGGACUACGGGGCGAAGGGAGAUGGAAUGACAGACGACACGGCUGCCAUUAACCGGGCGGUCUCCGAUGGAGGUCGAUGUGGCGCAAAUUGUGGUUCGAGUACAAUCUAUCCCGCUGUUGUCUAUUUCCCCCCCGGGACGUACCUGGUCAGCAGUUCCAUCAUCCAGUACUACAACACGCAGUUCCUGGGAGAUCCGAUUACAGUCCCCACGGUCUUGGCCGCCUCCAGCUUCGUUGGACUUGGGGUCAUCACAUCAGACGUGUACGUCAGUGAUACGGAGCAGUGGUAUAUCAACCAGAACAACUUCCUCCGCAGUAUCAAGAACUUUAAGAUUGACGUCCGGCUUACGGACCCCUAUGCUUACGUUUGCGCUAUCCACUGGCAGGUGGCGCAGGGUACGUCGUUGGAGAACAUCGAGUUUUACGCCCUGACCGGUACGACGCAGCAGGGAAUCUACAUGGAGAAUGGCAGUGGCGGAUUUCUCAGUGACCUGACCUUCGUCGGGGGCAACUUUGGGGCCUUUUUCGGCAAUCAGCAAUUCACAACCAGCCACUUGGUCUUCGUGAACUGUAACACGGCCCUCCAGAUACAUUGGGACUGGGCCUGGACCAUGCAAGAUGUCGUUAUCGAGUCCUGCACUACCGGAAUCAUCAUCGUCGGCGGUGCUGGUGGGCCCAUGAGUAAUGGCCAGCCCGUGGGUUCCUUGCUCCUCACCGAUGCUCUCAUCGCGAACACCCCGACGGGCAUCCUUAGCUCACUCUACGCCGAAAAUUCGACGGCAUUGCUCGUGCAGAAUACUGGCUUCUUCAAUGUGGAGAAAGCAAUCGUGGACGACGUCCUUUCCAAGACUCUAGUGGCGGGCGGAGAUGAGGUCUUCAUUCAUAAUUGGGGCUUCGGCAUGCUUUCCACCGAAUCCGGUGUGAGUGAGUUUGCGAAUGGAAUACCAAUACCCACCAUGAAUCGUACUGCCUCGCUCCUGGCCGAGACCGGGUAUGUGAACCGCAACUUUUUCACCCGGCGUCGGCCCAAGUAUUACGACAUUGGCCAGUCGCAGAUUAUGGAUGUUAAGGUCCUAGGUGCCAAAGGAGAUGGUGUUACUAACGAUGGGCCGGUUCUUAAUGCUAUCCUCCAGAACGCUGCCAACCUCUCCUCAAUUGUGUACUUCCCCUUUGGCGUCUACGUGGUGAGAGACACACUCAAAGUGCCGGUUGGCAGCCGUAUUAUUGGGCAGGCCUGGUCGCAGAUCAUGGGCAAAGGCAGUAACUUUCAAAACGAGCUUAAGCCUCGUGUCGUGAUCAAAGUCGGCGAACCAGGUGAUGUUGGGAUUGUGGAGAUUCAAGAUAUGCUCUUUACUGUUGGUGGGAACACCGCGGGAGCAGUUCUGAUGGAGUGGAAUGUGCACGAGUCAACCCAGGGUUCGGCGGGGCUAUGGGAUUCCCAUUUUCGUGUUGGUGGUGCCAUUGGCUCUGCCCUGCAAGCCGAAGAUUGCCCCAAGCUAACAGGAAGCGUCAACCCGUCAUGCAAGGCGGCUUCUCUACUUCUCCAUCUCACUCCCGAGAGCUCAGCAUACAUGGAAAAUGUAUGGGUUUGGGUAGCUGACCAUGACCUGGACAAGGUUACCCAGGAUCAGAUUGAUGUAUAUGUCGCGCGCGGGGUGUUGAUUGAGAGCCAGGGGCCAACAUGGCUAUACGGAACAGCCUCUGAACACUGUGUCUUGUACCAGUAUCAGCUGUCUAAAGCAGAGAAUAUUCUCCUGGGCAUGAUCCAAACCGAGUCUCCCUAUUACCAACCUGUCCCCAAGGCGCCGCGGCCGUUCACGCCUGGGAUUUUCCCAGAUGAUCCCACCUUUGACGAUUGCGCUACUGGUUCGAGCACCUGUGCAGUCUCCUGGGCGGUGCGGAUUAUUGACUCCAAAACGGUCUACCUGCUCGGGGCAGGGCUUUAUAGCUGGUUCUCUGAUUAUAGUCAAGACUGUCUAGAGACCGAAGAUUGCCAGCAGCGAGGGUUCCAUAUUGAGGAGAGCAAUGAUAUCUGGAUCUACAAUCUAUGCACAAAGGCUAUUGAGGAAAUGAUCACACCCGUCAAGGAGCUUGUGACAAUGGCCACGGACAAUCGGAAUGGGUUCCUCUCUUCCAUUCUCGCAUGGGUGCGCAACUCGUCGGACACCACGAUCGGCCAACGGGAGUUUGAAGGUUUCCAGAUCUACCUGCCUGGGAGUGCUUACAUCGAGGACCUUACCGCAACAUGCCAGACAGCACUAACCCAGACCAUCAAAUGCCAUGCGAAACUACAGGGAUGGCAGGAGCCGACCAUGCGGGGCUCCCUGGACAACGUGACCCUUACUGACGAGCUGUGUGAUGUUGGCUGCGGAAUGUCACUCCGCAAUUACUAUGACGCGGUUACUGCGGCAUGCCAGAACCAGAACUUUACCGUUCCUGCGGGCGUCACAUUCCCUGAGCGAGCGGGCGGAACCAUCUGGACUGGUUAUAACGAGACCUGCCUGAAGGAUCCAUCCUCGGGUGAAUAUUGCAAUGAUAUCAUUAAUACCUUUACAAUUGUCGACACGUACGAGGAUAUGCCAGUGGAUGAGCUUUGCUCCCCGUGCUAUAUCUCUCUGCACCAGACGAUGCAAGCAUCUCCAUAUUCAGUCUAUCACGACUCGCUGCAGUCCGACUAUCUUAAAGCACGCCUGGAUUAUAUCUACAAGCAAUGCGAUGUAGAUGAGGGCCCAACCAACAUCAAAGACCCUCAAUAUAUCCCCGUCGAAGUAGAGCCAAUACCAUGCUUUACGGACGUCACUUACACCACGAAAGAAGGCGAUACCUGCGAUAGCAUCGCCCUGCGCUACUCGGUCGCCUCGGCUGCGGUGCAGAGUGCAAACACAGACCAGAUCAGCAACUGCAGCUCAGUGAAGUCAGGCAGGGAGCUGUGCAUCCCGCUAACGUGCGACAGGCUCUAUGUCCUCGACGACCAAGACACAUGUGAUUCGAUUGAGCGCGCUACGGACAUCGAUCUGGGAGGCCUAAGGGCCUAUAAUCCGUGGAUCAAUUAUUUCUGUGACAACCUUGUCCCAACAGUCUGGAUCCACGGUCGGAUCCUUUGCCUGUCGCCACAGGGCGGGCAGUACAACGUGACAGACCCUAUUCCAGGGGUCGUCGUUGCCCCUGGUGAAACCACUGGAUACUCGGGCAUGGUGGUGGCGCCACCAAACGGCACCACACUGGCAGAGGGGACGACGAUUUACUGUGGAAAGUGGUACACGGUCUCCUCAAGUGAGGAGACGUGCGCGGCUGUGUGCAGCUCGACAGGUAUUACGGCGGACCUGUUCCGCGCCGUCAAUCCAAGUCUUGCGGGAGAGGGACUUGAGGAUUGUACGGAGUUGAUGGAGGUCGGGCUAACGUACUGCGUUGCACCAAUUUGGGGUUGGGAGGAUGUCGACUCAUUCAUCUACUGA
Messenger RNA from Aspergillus calidoustus, 4185 nucleotides. The record is from the annotation of a GenBank genome assembly. Lineage: Eukaryota; Fungi; Ascomycota; Eurotiomycetes; Eurotiales; Aspergillaceae.